Cylicocyclus nassatus is the source of this 2154-nucleotide messenger RNA. NCBI's taxonomy places the organism in Eukaryota, Metazoa, Nematoda, Chromadorea, Rhabditida, Strongylidae. The record is from the annotation of a GenBank genome assembly.
AUGAGCAGUCCAGAAGAGAUAGAAGGUGAAGCAACAGUUGAAAAGAAGGAGGACGUAAGCGAGUCUGUGGGACCCGGAGAAGUCGAGAAAAUAGAAGAACAACCCGUUGAUAGUGAAAAAGACUCCGAUUUAUCAGAAGAUCAAAAAGUGCAGAAACAUCCAGAGGAUUCAGAGGAAAUUAUGGAAUCCUCUGAUGUCCUGCAAGAGUCAACAUCUGAAGAUCCUGAAAUAGAAGAACAAGGUGAUCAGCCAUCAGCAAUGCUGCAAGAACAAACAGAAGUGGAAAAAGAUUGUGAUGAAGACGAAAAAGUGCAAGACUGUGACCAACCUGAGAUCUCUUCACCAACUGAUGGAGAAGAGGAAGUGGACUCCGUCGGCGAACACGACGUUAGUGGCGCCGAAUCGCCUCCACCACCUCCAUCGCCGACUCCACCGCCACCGCCAGCAGAAGCAGCUGAAGUGACACCGUCGCCUGAACUGCUGGGCACAGAAGAUCAGCCGGUAGAGAGUGAAAUCCCUGCUGAAGUAGGGGAGAUUGUCGAGCAGCAGCGUGAGGAGGAGAUCGAGAACUUAAAAAAAGGUCCGACUCCACCCUUUGACAUUGAGACGGGCGAUCAUCGCGACGAGGAACCAAUUACCGCCGAACAGGAGCAGGAAGAAAUCGAAGAAAGCGAACAAGGACGAGAAAGCGAGCCGUUCCUUAGAGAGGGCUCUGCCGUCACUGAGAGUAUCACACAGCUCAGCGAAUCUCAACUUACUGAGCAGGAAGCUGAGCCUGAUCUGGUUACUGCUGAGGAGAAGUCAGCCAUGGACUCGCUCGUCAUUAGUCACGAAACAGAGGUGUUCGAGAAUCAGCAGAGGAUCGCGGAUUCCGAACAGCAACAAGACGAGAUGGUCGAAAGCCGCGAAACGCAGCGAGAUGAGGAAGAGACGGAGCAGCACAACGAAGCUGUGGUCCGAAACGAUGGUCAGCUGAGAUCUGCUGAGGCUGGGGACUUCCAAUCGACAAGUGAAGCACCGAAAACGGUAACGCCUGAACCGACUGUAACUGAGACAAAGGAAAAAGCGGAACCAACUGCACCGGCGCCAAAACCAGCCAGCCGAUUAGUACGACCGCCUAAUCGAGUAAUUCACACAGCUCCACAAGGCCCUACUGCAAAUCGAGCCCAAUCUGCUACCAGACCUAGGAUUUGUCAGUUGAAUCAUAUAACACAAGAACAAAAGAAAUCUUUACAAUUGAAACUCAACAAUUUGCUUGGAAGAAAAUGUCAUCCAAAAGACACGGCUAUGCCGAGGCCUCCAGCAGCCCUGGUGAGGUCCAUCAAACCCCCGGCACCAAAAAUGCCCCUUCGACCUGCUGCAAAAGAGGUGGUGAAGAAGCCAGCCGCACGAACGCAGUCACAACCGCGGCCGACAAUUGAAUCCAAAACCGUCAGUCAACCGACUACACCAAAAGUACAUAGAAAAAUCGUCACCGUCACAAGUAAAAUUGGCUCGUUCACGGAUCACAAACCACAAGGCGGAAAUGUGCAAAUAUUUUCCGAAAGUCGAACCUAUAAUGCACAGUCCAAAAUAGGUUCACUACAUAAUGUAACACAUACACCAGGAGGCGGAAAUGUGAAAAUACCAACAGUAAAGUUAGACUUCAAAGAGAAAGCUAAACCAAAAAUUGAAGCAAAGUCUGACUAUGUGCCUCCGGUUCCCGAAAAGAAGAUGAUCACACAGAAGCUGAAUUGGAACGCCCAAUCAAAGAUUGGCUCAUUGGACAAUGUGAAGCACAAGCCAGCCGGUGGUAAUGUACAGAUUCUCAAUCAAAAACUCGAGUGGCAUGCCACCAGCAAAGUCGGCUCCAAAGAUAAUAUCAAACACAAACCUGGCGGUGGAAAUGUGCAGAUUUUCGACGAAAGGAUACAGUAUGUGUCGUCGACGAAUCACAAAUCGAAUGGUGGCUCAUUGAGUAAUGUGAGCAACCAAUCACGACACUCGCAUAAUGCGAUCAAUAUGCUCGAUUUGUGACCCGCACACAAUGCACCACAAUUCUACCGUAUCCACACCGCCUGAUCUGAUCUGAUCUCGAAAAAUUAUGCUCUAAAUUUAUGGUACUGAAAUUAUCUAUGCGAAAUGAAGUCGAAAUGGCAUUUGGUUGAUAGAUAC